Molecule: messenger RNA, 2291 nt
Organism: Sceloporus undulatus (fence lizard)
Lineage: Eukaryota; Metazoa; Chordata; Lepidosauria; Squamata; Phrynosomatidae
Product: protein 4.2-like
Exons: 13
Coding region: 87-2219 (710 amino acids)
Biological process (GO): peptide cross-linking
Molecular function (GO): protein-glutamine gamma-glutamyltransferase activity
Source: RefSeq, a predicted model, not a curated record
CAGGGGCCGCACAGACAAGGUCCAGCCGCCCACCAGCCAGAGAGCCACCAGAGGCGAAGGAAAGGGAGGCUGGACAGCAAGCCAACAUGGGCCAAGCUCUGCAGGUCAAGAGGUGCCACUUCCAGCCGGCCCAGAACAACCAGGCCCACCGGACAGCUUCCAUCAGCACUGAGCGCCUGGUGGUCCGGCGCGGACAGCCCUUCACCCUCACCAUCCACUUUGCCAAGCCAGUGCCAGCAGGACAGUGGUCAAAGGUCCUGAAGGCCACCACCCUCAUGGCACAGAAGACAGGACAGUGGCUGACCAGAGCAGAGGGCAGCCUGGCACAGUUCCCUGUUGCCAGCCUCGGUGGCCAGACUGCCGGAUGGGAAGCUGCCCUGGAAUCUCGAAGUGACCUUUCAUGGACAGUGGCAGUGACCUCCCCAGCCGAUGCCCCCAUUGGGCACUACGUCCUGCUGCUGAGGCAGCUCUCGGCCUGGGGGGCCCGAGCAACCCAGCACCCGCUGGGCACCUUCACUCUGCUCUUCAACCCCUGGUGCCCAGGUGACUGUGUCUUCCUGGGCAACGAAGCCCAGCGGGAGGAAUAUAUUCUCAAUGAAGAAGGGACCAUCUUCUGGGGGCUGGAUGAAGACCCCCAGCAGCACCCUUGGGACUUUGGACAAUUUUCAGAAGAUUUUGUGGACAUGAGCCUGGCCCUGCUGGACAUCAGCCUACUCUGGCUGCAGAAGGAGACCCUAUGCAAUCACCUGAGGAGCCCCUUCCAUGUCUGCCGACUGGUCAACACCAUGCUGAACAGCCAGACCCACCACCCCGUCCUGGAGGGGUGCUGGUCAGGGGAGUACAGCAGAGAUGGGACACCUCCCUCCAAGUGGCCAGGCAGUGGCCCAAUCCUGCGCCAAUGGUUGGCCGGCCGGUGCCAGCCAGUGCGCUAUGGACAGUGCUGGGUCUUUGCGGCUGUCAUAUGCUCAGUGCUGAGGAGCCUGGGCAUCCCCACACGGGUGGUCAGCAACUUCGCCUCAGCCCAAGACACAGCCGGCAGCCUGCAAGUGGAUGAGCUCUUCGACGAAAGCGCAGCCAUGAUCCCUGGCACCUCGGAGGCCAGAGUCUGGCCCUUCCAUGUGUGGAACGAGUGCUGGAUGGAGCGUGGGGAUCUGGAGUCAGGCUAUGGUGGGUGGCAAGCCCUGGACGCCACGCCUCAGGGUCAGCAGAGCGGGCUGUCACGGUGCUGUGGGCCAGCUCCAGUUCGGGCCAUCAAGGAGGGCCGCCUGGACCUGCCCUACGAUGUGGGCGCCUUCUUUGCUGCCACAAAUGCCACGCGGACCGCCUGGGUGCAUCAGGCCAGUGGAGAGUCCAAGCGGGCCUUUGCCAGCAUGAAAUUCGUGGGCAGCUAUAUCAGCACCAAAGGAGUGGGCAUAGAGUGCUGUGAGGACCUCACCCAACAUUACAAAUACCCAGAAGGGUCUCCGCAGGAGAAGGAUGUCUUCCGGAAGGUGUGCCAGUUGCUGGGGGGUGUGCUCCCACUCCCAGAAGGGACAGAAGAGCCUCUGCUGGCUGCCCAGAUCAAGGCCAAGAGCCCCCUGGCGCUGGGGGAGGAGGCCCAGGUCUCCUUGCAGGUAGCCAACUGGACUGGCCAGGAAAAGAACCUUCAGGUGGUGCUAGGGGCGCAGCCCUUCCAGUAUAACGGGAAGCCCCUCACCCAGUUCUGGAAGGAAGAGUCCCUGGUCAGCGUCCCAGACGGUCAAGAGCAACGGCUGAGCUUCACCCUGCCCUUCACGGAAUACGGCCCAGCCCUGCGCAGCAGUCUCUUGCUCAGGUUCACAGCUCUCCUGAGAGACACAACCUCCAGCGCCAGCCAGACAAGGCAGCCCACAUACCUGGCCUGGCAGGACAUCCGCCUUUUGCCCCCAGAGCUCACCCUUCAGGUCCCAGAGCACCUGGUGCAGUUCCAGCCAGCAGAGGCCACGAUCCAGCUGCACAACCCUCUGCCAGAGCCCCUGCCAGACUGCGUGGUCUCCCUUUCUGGGAGGGGGCUCAUCUACAGAGAGAGGCACUACAGGCCAGGCCCUGUACCAGCAGGUGGCUCCGUCGUCCUCUGCCUCCCCUUCACACCCAGCCAGGCCGGGGGCCGGAGGCUGACCGCCCGCCUGGAGGUGCCUCUGCUCCAGCACCACUCAGGAUGCUUCAGGACCACCUGGGUCACCGCAGCCCCUCAGCCCUGAGGCAGAGGGACAGAAGGACAUCUCCCAUCCAUGUCACUCGGAAACAUUCAUUCAUUAAAGGCACUGAACACA